Physella acuta is the source of this 1493-nucleotide messenger RNA. RefSeq names its product cyclin-dependent kinase 10. Gene Ontology annotation, cellular component: nucleus. NCBI's taxonomy places the organism in Eukaryota, Metazoa, Mollusca, Gastropoda, Physidae. The record is from RefSeq and is a predicted model, not a curated record. Gene Ontology annotation, molecular function: cyclin-dependent protein serine/threonine kinase activity; ATP binding. Gene Ontology annotation, biological process: protein phosphorylation; regulation of mitotic cell cycle.
GUCAAGUGAAAUGCUCAAAAGAUAAAUUAAAUUUCCCGCAUUUAACGAAACGAAAUUUUCAAACAGUGCUUAGUGUGGUCAUAAAAAUUAUAAUGGAGAAAGAUAGUUUUAAAAAAACACUUGGAUUCAAGCCUCCUCACUUCAUGUCCAUUCUUACAGGAGAAUGGGUUGAAUUAGCUGAAGCUGACACUCUUGGUAAAUGCAGAAGUGUAACAGAAUUUGAGAAGCUAAACAGGGUGGGAGAAGGUACAUAUGGCAUUGUAUACAGAGCAAGAGAUACAGAUUCAAAUAAAAUUGUUGCGCUAAAAAAAAUGCGCCUGGAUACACAAAAAGAUGGAAUCCAUAUAACUGGACUGAGAGAAAUCAACAUUCUUCUAAACUUACGACAUGAAAACAUUGUUCAGAUGUCAGAAGUUGUCGUUGGAAAGAGUCUUGAAAGCAUCUUCCUUGUCAUGGAGUAUUGUGAGCAGGAUCUGGCAUCUUUAUUGGACAACAUGGCUGCACCAUUUUCAGAGCCACAGGUCAAAUGCAUAAUGUUACAAUUAUUUGCGGGAUUGCAAUAUUUACAUGAAAAUUUUAUAAUACACAGAGAUCUGAAAGUGUCCAAUUUACUAAUGACAGAUAAAGGUUGUGUUAAAAUUGCUGACUUUGGUUUGGCAAGAAAAUAUGAACUUCCUUUGCGACCCAUGACCCCAACUGUUGUUACCUUAUGGUAUAGAGCACCAGAGCUUCUACUUGGUUCAAAAACUCACACAACAGCUAUUGAUAUGUGGUCUUCAGGUUGCAUAUUGGGAGAGCUACUUGCCCAUCGUCCACUUUUGCCUGGACGUUCAGAGUUACAUCAGUUGGAUUUGAUUUUAGACAUGCUAGGAACACCUAAUGAUGCCAUAUGGCCAGAAUUUUCUAAACUUCCAGCUCUGGAGAAUUUUACAUUAAAGAAGCAACCGUAUAAUAACUUGAAACACAAUUUUCCCUGGCUCAGUGAAGCAGGGAUUAAGCUGCUGAACAUCCUCUUUAUGUAUGACCCAAGUAAAAGAGCCAGUGCAGAAGCCUGUAUAGAAUCUUCAUAUUUCAAAGAACAACCAAGGCCCUGUGAUCCAGAGUUUAUGCCAUCUUUUCCCCAACAUCGACUAAAAAGAAAGCAAUCUAAAGCAGAUGGUAAAAAAGACAAAAGAAAAUCCUUGGAUGAUUCUUUUAAAAGUUUUGGAGAUAGCUCUUCCAAUGCUCCUUUAUUGAAACGAAGUCGAAGAGAUGUUAGCUGAACUUGUAUAAAUAUUUUGUUGCCAUUAAAAAAAUAUCUUGAUUACUUGUUAGUUUAUUGCUUGUAAGGCCAAUAGUAUUAUAACUAAAAAUGUGAUCAAUUUCUUUUUGUUUUAAACUGAACUUAAUAUUGGAUUUAUAAUUAUUAUUGUUCCACACAAUUGUAGAUACAAUUAUCAAUAUUGAUUUUGGCUUCUUGAUGCCUGCAACAUCUCAAAACAUAAGCAGACACC